Molecule: messenger RNA, 562 nt
Organism: Tarenaya hassleriana
Lineage: Eukaryota; Viridiplantae; Streptophyta; Magnoliopsida; Brassicales; Cleomaceae
Exons: 4
Coding region: 33-401 (122 amino acids)
Source: RefSeq, a predicted model, not a curated record
CUAGGGUUUACUUUCGUAGCUGGACGAAGAAGAUGAUGGUGUACGAUGUGUUGAGAGAGAUUCUCAAGAUCCAGAAGUUGCGAAGGAUCGUCUCUUACGCUGGAUUCUACUGCUUCACCGCUGCUUUGACUUUCUUCUAUACCAACAACACAACAAGAGCAGGAUAUUCAAGAGCGGAUCAGUUUUAUGCAUCUUACCCAGCAGGCACAGAGCUUCUUACAGACACUACCAAGCUGUACAAAGCGGCGCUUGGGAAUUGCUUUGAAACGGAGGAAUGGGGUCCGAUCGAGUACUCCAUAAUGGCUAAGCAUUUUGAGCGUCAGGGGAAAUCACCUUACGCUUACCACUCUCAGUACAUGGCUCACCUUCUUUCUCUCGGACAACUUGAUGGAAGUGGCUAAAGAUUGUGGCACACUGCGGGACAAUCAUCUCUUUUGCCAAUUCCAUUUUUUUUUGGUCUUCUUUGGUUUAUGGAAUGUGUAUCAGCAUUUGUACCAAUUAUAUGCUCUAUGUAGAAAAUUUAGAAUCCAAUAUAAUAUAUAUAUAUGUCUAUCAGCACAAA